CACAUGGCGGCGGGCCGAACCGCACCGCAGUGAUGACGUAGGAACGGCGCCCGCAGAGGCCGGGCGGGGCCGCUCCGCGCGCGAAACGGUUUCGACCCGGCCCAGCCAUGGCGGUGCUGCACUACUACCAGCGCCCCGGGGCGGAGAGCGUCCUUGUCUCCCUGCUGCGCUCGGCCCAGGCGGUGCUGGGGGGCGUCUGCGCCCUGCACAGGGAGCUGUGCUACAACGUCAGCUGGACAGGCGCGUCGCCCCCCAGCCCCCAGGAGACCCAGCUGCUGCACUGGCUCUUCGGCUGCCCCUUGGAAUCCGGAGACGUUGCCACGGAGUCCUUCCUGCGCCCAGCGCCCACCGACCUGCUGAUAGAGAUCGGGCCACGGCUGAACUUCUCCACGGCGUUCUCCACCAACGUGGUGUCCGUGUGCCAGGCCGCGGGGCUGGGCUGCAUUGACCGUGUCGAGCGCUCCCACCGCUACCUGCUGCAGUGUGCCCAGCGCCCCACGCCCCCUGAGGAGGAUGCCCUGGUGGCGGUGCUCAGUGACCGGAUGACAGAGCAGAGCUACAAGGAACCAAUCCGCAGUUUCGCUGUGGCCGCCCACCCUGCCCCCACCUGGGAUGUGGAUGUGCUGGCGGGGGGCCGCACUGCGCUGGAGAGAGCCAGCCAGAAGCUGGGCCUGGCCUUCGACUCCUGGGACCUGGAUUUCUACACUGAUCUCUUCAAGAGAUUCGGGCGCAACCCGACCAGCGUGGAGUGCUUCGACCUGGCCCAGUCCAACAGUGAGCACAGCCGACACUGGUUCUUCAAAGGGCGCCUCCUAGUGGACGGGAAGGAGAUCGGGGAGUCGCUGUUCGAGUCCAUCAUGCGGACCCAGGAGAGCAGCAACCCCAACAACGUCAUCAAGUUCUCGGACAACAGCAGUGCCAUCCGGGGCAGGGCCGUGUGUUCCCUGUGGCCCCGCGACCCAUCCCGCCCCAGCCGCUUCGAGAAGAGAACGUCGACCCGGCACGUCAUCUUCACUGCAGAGACCCACAACUUCCCCACGGGGGUGGCCCCAUUCAGCGGCGCCACAACGGGAACAGGCGGGCGGAUCCGGGACGUGCAGUGCACGGGGCGUGGGGCCCACGUCAUCGCCGGCACGGCCGGGUACAGCUUCGGAAACCUGCACAUCCCUGGCUACCCUCUGCCCUGGGAGGACCCGGCAUUGCCCUACCCCCAGAACUACGCCCACCCCCUGCAGGUGGCCAUCAGGGCCAGCGAUGGCGCCUCUGACUACGGCAAUAAGUUUGGGGAACCUGUCCUGGCUGGGUUCGCCCGUUCCUUCGGCCAGUGGCUCCCCAACGGGCAGCGCCGCGAAUGGAUCAAGCCCAUCAUGUUCAGCGGGGGGAUCGGCACCAUGGAGGACAUUCACGUGCUCAAGGAGCCCCCCAAGCCUGGGAUGCUGGUGGUGAAAGUGGGGGGUCCCGUGUACCGGAUCGGAGUCGGGGGGAGCUCAGCCUCCUCCAUCCAGGUGCAGGGGGACAACGCCAGCGAGCUGGAUUUCGGGGCGGUGCAGCGGGGGGACCCCGAGAUGGAGCAGAAGAUGAACCGGGUGCUGCGGGGCUGCGUGGAGAGAGGGAAGGCCAACCCCAUCUGCAGCCUCCACGACCAGGGGGCCGGGGGCAAUGGGAAUGUGCUGAAGGAGCUGAGUGACCCAGCCGGGGCCGUGAUCUACGCCAGCCGCUUCCAGCUGGGGGACCCCACGCUGAGCGUGCUAGAGAUCUGGGGGGCCGAGUACCAGGAGUCCAACGCCCUCCUGCUGCGCCCCACUGACACCGCACUGCUGCAGCGCCUGGGCCAGCGCGAACGCUGCCCCGUGGACGUCGUGGGCACCAUCACCGGGGACGGACGGAUUGUGCUGGUGGACGACCUGGAGGCCCCGGUGACGGACAUGGCGCGGGUGAAGCCCAGUGGGAAGAAGAUGCCGGUCAACCUGCAGCUGGAGGGGGUGCUGGGCAAGAUGCCACAAAAGGAAUUUGUCUUGUCCCGCCACAGCCCAGCCCUCCGCCGCCUGUGCCUGCCCCCUGGGCUGAGUGUGGGGGACGCCCUGGAGCGGGUCCUGCGGCUGCCGGCCGUGGCCAGCAAACGCUACCUGACCAAUAAGGUGGACCGGUCGGUGACGGGGCUGGUGGCCCAGCAGCAGUGCGUGGGGCCCCUGCACACCCCCCUGGCCGACGUGGCCGUGGUGGCUCUGUCCCCCUUCGAGACGGUGGGGGCGGCCACGGCCCUCGGGGAGCAGCCGCUCAAGGGACUGAUCGACCCGGGCGCGGGGGCCCGGCUGGCCGUGGGCGAGGCGCUCACCAACCUGGUCUUCGCCAACGUCACCGAUCUGCGGGAUGUGAAGUGCAGUGGGAACUGGAUGUGGGCGGCCAAGCAGGCGGGCGAGGGCGCGGCGCUGGUGGAUGCCUGUGGGGCCAUGUGCGAAGUCAUGGCCCAGCUGGGGGUGGCCGUGGACGGGGGCAAGGACUCGCUCAGCAUGGCGGCCCGUGUGGGCACGGACAUCGUCAUGGCGCCCGGGACAUUGGUCGUCUCAGCCUACGCCGUGUGUCCGGACAUCAUGGCCACCGUCACACCCGACCUCAAGUGCCCUGAUGGCAAAGGGGCCCUACUGUACGUGGAGCUGUGCCCAGACCGGCACCGGCUGGGGGGCAGUGCCCUGGCGCAGUGCUACUCCCAGCUGGGGGAUCGCUGCCCAGACCUGGAGAACGCGGACACCCUGGCAGCCUGCUUCCGCCUCACCCAGCAACUGCUGCAAGAGUCGGUGGUGAACGCUGGGCAUGAUGUGAGCGAUGGGGGGCUGGUGACCUGCCUGCUGGAGAUGGCCUUCGCCGGGAACUGUGGGCUGCAGGCCGAGCUGGUGGCACCCGGGGCCAGUGGUGAGUGGGGGGCCCUGCCCCGAACCCCAAAACCUGGUGGUAAAUGGUGGACCUCGCCCUGAACCCCCAU
Messenger RNA from Chrysemys picta bellii (western painted turtle), 2980 nucleotides. NCBI's taxonomy places the organism in Eukaryota, Metazoa, Chordata, Testudines, Emydidae. The record is from RefSeq and is a predicted model, not a curated record.